Messenger RNA from Cucumis sativus (cucumber), 3741 nucleotides. Its product is annotated as pentatricopeptide repeat-containing protein At5g15280, mitochondrial. The record is from RefSeq and is a predicted model, not a curated record. NCBI's taxonomy places the organism in Eukaryota, Viridiplantae, Streptophyta, Magnoliopsida, Cucurbitales, Cucurbitaceae. The coding region runs from base 1 to 3741 and encodes 1246 amino acids. The transcript has a single exon. Gene Ontology annotation, molecular function: protein binding.
AUGAUCAGAAUUUUGUGUAAUUACUUCCUUCAAAUUCAUCGGCUUCGUUGUUCACCAUCUCUCACAUUAUUCAUACCCAGAAAGUUCUUUUUAUCUGUUCAAUCACCUGGAGUUUUGAGAUGCCGAAAUAAGUGUACCACCAUAAAUUUAUCUUCCAUUGACUGCUCUGGCCUUGCACAAUCUGUCAUAUCAAGGUGUUCACUUUUUCUUGAGAAUGAAGGGAAUGGCUCAGCAUUGCCUAAUCCUUCUCUCAUCGACUUUUUAUUGGAGAUCUCUGAUGUUGUACCGGAGUAUGCACGCAGAAUUAGGCGAAUUCCGGAAUUAAAGCCUGAAGAUGUGCUUAAAUUGUUUAUUGAGUUUCAAUCAGAGGUUGGGAAGAAUGGGAUUCAAGUUAAGAAAGUUGAGUGUUUGUGGAGAAUUUUUAAAUUUGCUAAUGAGAGUAGUGGGAACUUCAAGCAUUUACCAAGGUCGUGCGAGAUCAUGGCCUCUCUUCUCGUCAGAGUUGGGAAGUUUAAGGAAGUUGAGCACUUUCUUUCUGAGAUGGAGAGUCAAGGAAUUCUGCUGGAUAAUCCUGAAGUUUUCAGUUGUUUAAUUCAGGGUUUAGUUUGUGAAGGUAAUCUAGAAAGGGCUGUUUUGAUAUACGAAAAAGUGAGGCGGCGAUGUAAUUCUCCCUCAUUGUCAUGCUAUCAUGCUCUCCUCGAUUCUUUGGUUCAGAAGAAGAAAACACAAGUAGCACUUGCAGUAUGUACCGAUAUGGUGGAGAUGGGAUUUGGUUUGGGGGAUGAAGAGAAGGCUUCUUUUGACAAUGUCAUUAGACUACUUUGUUGGCAGGGAAAUGUUCUUGAAGCUAGGAACCUUGUGAAGAAGUUUGUGGCUUUGGACUUUAGGCCUAGCGAUGAGGUUCUUUAUCAAAUUACAAGGGGUUACUGUGAUAAGAAGGAUUUUGAAGAUUUGCUGAGUUUCUUCUUUGAAAUUAAAACUCCCCCAAAUGUUUCUUCUGGCAACAAAAUCAUUUAUUCUCUUUGUAAAGAUUUUGGCUCUGAAAGUGCAUAUUUGUUUUUACGAGAGCUUGAGCAUACGGGCUUCAAGCCUGAUGAAAUAACCUUUGGGAUUUUGAUUUGUUGGAGCUGUCAUGAGGGAAAUCUUCGACAAGCUUUUAUUUACAUGUCGGAGUUAUUGUCCAGUGGCCUAAAGCCAGAUUUACAUUCAUAUAAUGCUCUCAUUAGUGGGAUGUUCAAGAAGGGCCUCUGGGAGAAUGCCCAAGGCAUUCUUGCUGAAAUGGUAGAUCAGGGGAUUGAACCUAAUUUAUCAACCUUCAGAAUUCUUUUAGCAGGCUAUUGCAAAGCUAGACAAUUUGAAGAAGCAAAAAAGAUAGUUAUUGAAAUGGAAAUAUGUGGUUUUAUUAAACUUUCUUCUGUAGAUGAUCAAUUGUGCAAAAUAUUCUCUUUCUUGGGGUUUAGUGAAUCAUCAGUGAGGUUGAAAAGAGACAACAAUACUGGUGUUUCUAAGACAGAGUUCUUCGAUACCCUUGGAAAUGGGCUUUAUUUGGACACCGACCUAGACGAAUAUGAGAAAAGGCUUACCAAAGUUCUUGAAGAGUCGAUAUUACCUGAUUUUAAUUUGUUUAUAAUCGAGGAUUGUAAAAACAGAGACUGUAAAGCUGUAUUAGGAUUGGUAGCUGAAAUGGAUCGAUGGGGACAAGAAUUAACUUCAGUAGGCUUGAUGAGUUUAUUGAAAAGAAAUUGUAAAUUGAAUUCCAAAAUUAAGCCUAUCAUUGAUGUUUGGGAGAGAAGGCCAUAUAUGAUUGCUCAAUUAGGUGCAGACACUUUGAGUUUGCUUGUGCAAGCAUAUGGCAAAAGCAGGUCAACUUCUAGUGGAAUUGGAAUACUAAAUGAAAUGAUCCAAAUGCGUACUGAAAUAAAGAAUGAAACGUACAAGGCUCUUAUAAAUAGUUUAUGCAAAAAAGGAAACUUAAAUGAUCUUCUUCACUGUUGGGAUAGAGCUCGUAAAGAUGGUUGGGUUCCGGAGUUGCAUGACUGUAAAUCACUCAUCAGUUGUCUCUGCAAGAAAGGAAAACUCAAAGAAGUUUUCUCUCUCCUCGAAACCAUGCUGGUGUCUCAUACACACUCAAGGUUGGAUAUACUUAAUAUAUUCCUUGAAAGGCUUUCGGAAGUAGGGUUUGCUACAAUUGGACAAGUAUUGGCAGAGGAGCUUAUGUCUCUUGGAUUUUCCGUUGAUCAAAAAGCAUACGAACUUCUUAUCAUUGGAUUAUGUAAAGUGAACAAUAUAUCAAUAGCAUUUAGUAUAUUGGAUGAUAUAAUGGGUAGGAGUAUGGUUCCUUCCAUUGAUGUUUGUCUUCGAUUAAUUCCUAUAUUAUGCAAAGUUGGUAGAUAUGAAACUGCAGUUGCAUUAAAAGAGAUGGGAGCUUCCAAGCUGUCGUCUUCUUCACAUAGAGUGUUUGGUGCACUAAUGAAAGGUUUCUUUAUGAUGGGAAAGGUUAGAGAAACCUUGCCUCUAAUCCAGGAUAUGUUGUCUAAAGGUAUUUCUCUAGAUGCUGAGAUUUAUAAUAAUCUGGUUCAAGGGCAUUGCAAAGUGAAAAACUUUGAUAAAGUCCGAGAGCUCCUGGGCAUUAUUGUAAGGAAGGACUUCAGCCUUUCAAUGCCGAGUUACAAGAAAUUAGUAUGUUUUAUGUGUAUGGAAGGAAGAAGUCUUCAGGCAUUGCAUAUAAAAGAUCUCAUGCUUAGAAACAGCAAAUCCCAUGACUGUGUUAUCUAUAACAUUCUUAUCUUUUAUAUUCUCCGAAGCGGGAAUGGUUCACUUGUGCCAAAAAUUUUGGAUGAACUAUUGCAUGGAAGGAAAUUGAUACCUGAUGGUGUAACCUAUGAUUUUCUAGUAUAUGGGUUUUCUAAGUGCAAAGAUUUUUCCAGUUCCAAAUUAUAUCUCUUUACCAUGAUCCAACUGGGGUUUCGUCCCAGCAAUCGGAGCUUGAAUGCUGUAAUCAGCCACCUUUGUGAUAUUGGACAGCUUGAAAAAGCGUUGGAGCUGAGCCAGGAGAUGGAAUCUAAGGGAUGGGUUCAUAGUUCAGCUGUACAGGAUGCAAUAGCAGAGUGUCUCAUUUCAAAUGGUAAGCUUCAAGAAGCAGAAUGCUUUUUGAAUAGAAUGGUUGAGAUGAGUCUCAUACCUGAACAUGUAGAUUACAAUAACAUAAUCCGGAAAUUUUGUCAGAAUGGUAGAUGGUUGAAGGCAAUCGAUCUUAUAAACAUAAUGCUUAAGAAAGGAAACAUCCCAAAUGCUACAAGUUAUGAUUUUGUCAUUCAAAGUUGUUGUGCUUACAAGAAGUUGGAAGAAGCCGUAGAUUUUCAUACUGAGAUGCUGGACCGGCGCCUAAAGCCGAGCAUCAGGACAUGGGAUAAGCUUGUUUAUUUAUUAUGCAGAGAAGGGCAGACAAAAGAAGCAGAAAGGGUUUUGAUGAGCAUGACAGCGAUGGGUGAAAAACCAAGCAAGGAUGCAUAUUGCUCCAUGCUGGACAGAUACCGCUAUGAGAAUAAUCUUGAAAAGGCCUCAGAGACAAUGAAAGCAAUGCAAGAAAGUGGUUAUGAGUUGGAUUUUGAGACACAAUGGUCUCUCAUAAGCAAACUAAACGACACCAAUCUCAAGGAUAGUAACAACAGUAACAGUAACAAAGGCUUUCUCGCAGGACUUCUUUCGAAGAGUGGAUUUUCCAGGGCGUUGAUUCCUUAG